CUAAGAAACGGAUCUCGUGCUUGCAUGCAUGUAUCCAGCACCUUAUGCCUCCUGGGUGAAUGGUGAUAAGGGGGAAAUUGGGCUUUUCUUGCACCGUGAUAGGAUAGCACAAUUAGGGAUGCAUCACAUGGUCAUACUUAUAUGAGAGGGGAGGCAGUGGGCAUGCUUUGUGCCACAUCCUUGACUUUGAUUGUUUCUUUUCCAUCGCUCGCCUUCUCGAUCUUGGAUACCAGCGAUACUGGCUGUUUGUUUGCAGCAAGAUGCACGAGUAAAGGAGGAGAGGAAGAAGAGUCGCUGGUGCCGAGACAAAGAGCUGUGCGCGUCGGUGUGAUGUGAAGGAGGCGCGUCUGGAGGAGGGAUCCAAUACUAGGAGAACCAGCAGCAGCAAGAUAAGCGCUGUCCGCUCAGCACCAACACCAGCACCGCGGUCACCUUGCCGCCAAAGUCCAGGAGGACAUGGUAUAGUUGAACGCAAGCUCGGCUCUAUUGUUUGUUUGUUCUCGCUGGAUUUGGCGGAGAUGUGACGCCCAUUGUGCGAUGCCAUUGGCCGCGUUCAUUUUGGAUUUCGCCUCCAGCCCGACAGGCACGUCAGCAGCGUCCAGCUCAACGAAGCGCGUUGAGCACUCGUGAUUUUUGGCUUCUUGCCGGGCGAGGAGACGACAGGUGGCUCGGCGCGUCGCUCACCUUGGCCACCAUGACGAGGGGAACUUCGGAGAGCGAUGUUUAAGGGGCGCGAUGGGCCUGAGCGACGACAAGGAUCGCAUCGUGAUCAACGUGGGAGGGAUCAGGCACCAGACGUACCGCAGCACCCUUCGCACCCUACCCGGUACCCGCCUGUCGUGGCUGGCCGAGCCAGACGCUCCCAACCACUUUGACUAUGACGCCAAGAUCGAGGAGUUCUUUUUCGACCGCCACCCGGGCGUCUUCGCGCACAUCCUCAACUACUAUAGGACAGGUAAGCUGCACUGCCCCGCCGAUGUGUGCGGACCGCUCUACGAGGAAGAGUUGGCCUUCUGGGGCAUCGACGAGACGGACGUGGAGCCCUGCUGCUGGAUGACCUAUCGCCAGCACCGGGAGGCGGAGGAGGCCCUUGAUAGUUUCGGCGGGGGGGGACUCUUGGACCUUGGCAACGACGAUGGCGAGCCCGAGCAGGAGCACGGCGAGGACGACGUGGACGAGAUGACGCGGAGGCUGGCGCACGGAGACUCUCCUGACGCCCGGAGCGGCACUUUGUGGAGCCGCUGGCAGAAGCGCGUUUGGGCACUUUUCGAAGACCCGUACUCCUCCAAAUAUGCAAGGUGGGUGGCUCUGGCCUCGCUGUUCUUUAUCCUGGUUUCCAUCACCACGUUCUGUCUGGAGACUCACGAGACCUUCAACCCCAUUGUCAACCGCACCGAGGUCGAACUGGUGGACAACGUCACGGUGGUGCACACUUACCAGGAACCCGAGACGGCGGCCUACCUCACGUACAUCGAAGGCGUUUGUGUGGUGUGGUUCACUUUUGAAUUCCUAAUGCGAAUAACUUUCUGUCCAAACAAAUUUGACUUCAUCCGCAACGCCCUGAACAUCAUCGACUUUGUGGCCAUCCUGCCCUUCUACCUGGAGGUGGGCCUCAGCGGGCUCUCGUCAAAGGCAGCUAAGGACGUGCUGGGUUUCCUCCGAGUGGUCCGCUUUGUUAGGAUCCUGCGUAUCUUCAAACUCACCCGCCAUUUUGUGGGUCUGAGGGUGCUGGGCCACACUCUGAGAGCCAGCACCAAUGAGUUUCUUCUCCUCAUCAUCUUCUUAGCCCUGGGUGUCCUGAUCUUUGCCACCAUGAUCUACUACGCGGAACGCAUCGGCGCAAACCCCAACGACCCCCGAGCCAGCGAGCACACGCAGUUCAAGAACAUCCCGAUUGGAUUCUGGUGGGCCGUGGUGACCAUGACGACCCUCGGCUACGGCGACAUGUACCCUCAGACCACCUCCGGUAUGCUGGUAGGAGCCUUGUGUGCCCUGGCGGGUGUGCUGACCAUCGCCAUGCCGGUCCCUGUGAUUGUCAACAACUUUGGAAUGUAUUACUCCUUGGCUAUGGCGAAACAGAAACUACCAAAGAAAAAAAAUAGGCAUAUCCCACGGGCGCCACAACCUGGUUCUCCGAACUUCUGUAAAUCAAGCAUCAGCUCGCAACAUCAGAGCCCUGUCGCCCACGACGAUGUUUUUGAGAUAAAGUUUCAAGAUUCCAAGCUGAACGGUGAGGCUGCUAAUGCCGCACUUGCCAACGAGGACUGCCCUCACAUCGACCAGGCCAUAUCUCCAGAGGAAAUCUUCAGCCCCAGCGAAAGAGAGCGGCCCUGCUUCCUGGUCACUACGGCCGAGCGGCCCAACCACACAGGGGGCAGAGUAAGGAGGGAGACCCAGAGACAGCACCGGAGCAGACAACCAACUGAGUCAGUUUGUGUUAUGAACCAUGGUGUACCGACCACUAUGUGUAUGACCCAUAAUGGCCCAUCACCUACCUGAUAGUGCUGUAGCAUUGUUGUGUGUAUUACUUAGUACUUUUAAAUGGGUGUGACAGUGGCAACCAGAACACCACAAACUCAGCAUAGAUGUAGCACUGAGGACGUUUUGUUGUCAAGCCUUAUGUAGCUAAGUAUCUGUGACUGGUUACUGUGUUGUAAUCUGUGUGCCUAUUUUCCGUUUGUGCCAGUUCUGUAAAUACGCUUUCUUUGUGUGUGCUGACGUUGUGUGUACCAAUGUUUUGGAGUGAACAUCAACUAUUGUGUGAUUCCUGUGUUGAAAGUCAAAAGUGGUCGCUCGGAUUUUAAAUCAUCUUUUCACUGUCACUUCACUCUGAAACACGCCGUAAAAUUUGCACACUCAUGCUCACCUCUUUUCAGACUUUUGCACUUUUUUGCACAACUUUAAUUAUUCCUGUGAUUGUUUUUUUGGGGGGUGGUGGUGGUGGUGGUGGAAAAUCUCCACUCAUACUUGAACUCCAUCUCUACCUUGAAUUUCAAGGGCAUUAUUGAUCUACAUUUGCUGUUGAAAAUAGUCUUAAGACUCCCUGUUUAGGCUUAAAUUGCAUUAAACAUACGCCAAAUUGAUAUGUAUUUUAAUGAAGGAAAUAUACAGUAUAUUCCAGUGUUUAUUCCCCAGUUGAUAAUCAAGUAGAAAUGUAUUAAAGUGUAAUAUUUUCAAGGUUCAAAUUACAGUAGUAAUGCCUUUACUACCAAAUGCCAAAACACUAUAUACUGGACAAGUGCCUCUUUCGUGCAAAUUCUUAAAAACGCAAUUGUUUAACAUGAUGCAAUUUAAUUUCAACCAAUCCGCCAGUCAAUAUUGACUGAUGGACUAACAUCAACGCAAUGGCAGUGCACAAGUAGACGGAUACAGUUGAUAUAUAAAGUUAACACCUUCUGAAAAAAAUACAAAUUUUGAAAAUAAAUGCAAUUUAUUGGAAAACUAUGCUGUCUUUUUGAUAAAAAUGAAAUUAAAGUAAAAGACAAGACCUUAAAUGACCUUCAUGUGAAUGAUGGUUGUUCUAAAUAUGCAAAUCACAAAUUUCUUAGAACUGUGAAAAAAUUGUGUUUAAACACAAAAAAAUGCACCACUUGCAAGCGCAGCCAUUGUGACAAAUGUGACAUCAGUCAUGCCACCCACCUGCAGCGCACAAAUGCUGGUAUACUCAAAACAGGUAAACACUAGCUUGCAAAAUAGGCACUCGUUAAAGUUUCUGCACCUGUGCGACGUCUUGGUCUUUCUCCUUUCUCUGUCUGAGACUCAGACGUAACCUACUUGUUCUAUUAAAGUCUGUAUUGGCCAUUGACGGUGUAUAGCACAGUGUGUGUGACGAAUAGGUGGGACAAUCUGAGAUACACACAUUUGAUUGGCUAAAAUUUUGAUGGCAUUUUAAAAAUGUCUGACAACGGCUAUUUUGCCCAGUUCCAAAUAUUAGCUAUUAUUUACAUUUUUCGCCACUUUUACACAUCGGGAAAAUGAAAUUCUGCCUUUUCAAUUAAACAAGAUUGUUUUUGCUGGGAUACACUUCAUCAAGGUCUUGUCUUCAUCUUUAAUGAAAGUCCAAAAACAGUUCAGUUAAGUGUCCAGUUUGCAGCAUAAUUGUGCACUAACUUAAAAUAGUAAGGCAGGUUCAAGUUAAAACGAAUACGUGCGUAAUGGGAGGCUGGUCCAGCUUUGAUUUAACUACCAAUCACAAUUACUGUACAAAAGAAAAAAAAAAGUACACCUUUGAUGAAAGACAUGAAAAAGUAAGGAUACGUUUUUUUCUUUUUUUAAAUUGGCAUUUACCAUGUGUGUGAUAACUUUUUAUAUGCACAGGGACCCAGUGUGGAUCAGCAGUGAAAAGCAAAAAGUAUCAUAACGAGUACAACAACUACAAUAGAUAUGUUUAAAAAGAGCUAUAGUGGUUUGUGGGGAAAAAAUUGGAAGUAAAAGGGACCAACGUUUUAACAAACAACUACAGUUACACUGCCAAUCAACUACUGGGAACUCUGUGUUGGUCAUUGUGUGGCACAUACAAAAUUCCUUCAGGAGCGUUAUCACUGAAACACACAGAAAAUCCAAGUUAUUGAAUGUGUGAUGUUGAGUGAGAUUUAAAGACUGUGUGAGUGUUUGUGUUUUGAACACCGUGCAUUUUGUGGCUAGUUCUCUUAGUCGGGUGUUCAGUGGUAGUUUUGAUUGGUUUGUUGGUUCCGGGUUUUUGCUGUCUUUUCAGAACAUUACAGUUCAGACUUGUACAAGAAAUAGUGUUAAAUAAAAUCUUAAAAAAAAAAAAAAAAAAUCAAAUGACAUUUUCAAGGGGUUUCGUUUAUUCAUUGUUUUCAAAAUCUUGAUUAAAAGAAGAUAACAUGUUAACGCCUAUUCGUGUACAGGGUGGGGAAAAAGCACAUCCACACUUUGUUUGUAUACAUAUAUCUCAAAUAAAAUCAGCAAUAAAUACAAUUAACUUAAAACCUAAUCCAACAUGGGUCUUCCCAUUGCCCUUGACCUGCACUUGGUCCCAAGGUACUGCACUGCAGAUCUCUGCAUUGCUUAUAAAUAUGCAAGCUGGGUCAAAUGCAGCGGGCAAACUUCCCCGUGAGGAAUAAAUCAUGUGUAGCGCAUUAAAGUAGCAAUAAGACCAACAUUUCUGAAUCUGGGUGUUACCACAAAACAAAUUAAAAGUACUAAGUCCAAAUGCCACUCAUGCUCACGAUGAGGACAAUAAAAACACUUAGAAUGAAAGGAUGAAGCUGUACAUUCAGGCCUAUCUCUCAAAUCAUCCUCAAUGACUUCUUUGAUUCAAGGUGGGCAAACAUGGACAAAGAGUCAGGCAGGUGUAGAAAUGGUCACGUCAAAGAAAGAUACAGUGGGGCAAAUAAGUAUUUAGUCAACCACCAAUUGUGCAAGUUCUCCUACUUGAAAAGAUUAGAGAGGCCUGUAAUUGUCAACAUGGGUAAAACUAGCCAUGAGAGACAGAAUGUGGGAAAAAAAAACAGAAAAUCACAUUGUUUGAUUUUUAAAGAAUUUAUUUCCAAAUUAGAGUGGAAAAUAAGUAUUUGGUCACCUACAAACAAUAUUUCUGGCUGUCAAAGAGCUCUAACUCCUUCUAACGAGGUCUAACGAGGCUCCACUCGUUACCUGUAUUAAUGGCACCUGUUUUAACUCAUUAUCGGUAUAAAAGACACCUGUCCAAAACCUCAGUAAGUCACACUCCAAACUCCACUAUGGCCAAGACCAAAGAGCUGUCGAAGGACACCAGAGACAAAAUCAUAGAUGUCACCAGGCUGGGAAGACUGAAUCUGCAAUAGGUAAAACGCUUGGUGUAAAGAAAUCAACUGUGGGAGCAAUUAUUAGAAAAUGGAAGACAUACAAGACCACUGAUAAUCUCCCUCGAUUUCGAUCGAUCAAAAUCUCACCCCGUGGCGUCAAAAUGAUAAUAAGAACGGUGAGCAAUAAUCCCAGAACCACAUGGGGCGACCUAGUGAAUGACCUACAGAGAGCUGGGACCACAGUAACAAAGGCUACUAUCAGUAACACAAUGUGCCGCCAGGGACUCAAAUCCUGCACUGCCAGACGUGUCCCCCUGCUGAAGCCAGUACACGUCCAGGCCCGUCUGCGGUUCGCUAGAGAGCAUUUGGAUGAUCCAGAAGAGGACAGGGAGAAUGUGUUAUGGUCAGAUGAAACCAAAAUAGAACUUUUUGGUAGAAACAAAGGUUCUCGUGUUUGGAGGAGAAAGAAUACUGAAUUGCAUCCGAAGAACACCAUACCCACUGUGAAGCAUUGGGGUGGAAACAUCAUGCUUUGGGGCUGUUUUUCUGCAAAGGGACGAGGACGACUGAUCUGUGUAAAGAAAAGAAUGAAUGGGGCCAUGUAUCGGGAGAUUUUGAGUGAAAAUCUCCUUCCAUCAGCAAGGGCAUUGAAGAUGAGACGUGGCCGGGUCUUUCAACAUGACAAUGAUCCCAAACACACAGCCAGGGCAACAAAGGAGUGGCUUCGUAAGAAGCAUUUCAAGGUCCUGGAGUGGCCUAGCCAGUCUCCAGGUCUCAACCCCAUAGAAAAUCAGUGGAGGGAGUUGAAAGUCCGUGUUGCCCAACGACAGCCCCAAAACAUCACUGCUCUAGAGGAGAUCUGCAUGGAGGAAUGGGCCAAAAUACCAGCAACAGUGUGUGAAAAGCUUGUGAAGAGUUACAGAAAACGUUUGGCCUCCGGUAUUGCCAACAAAGGGUACAUAACAAAGUACUGAGAUGAACUUUUGGUAUUGACCAAAUACUCAUUUUCCACCAUGAUUUGCAAAUAAAUUGUUUAAAAAUAUAACAAUGUGUUUUUUUCCCACAUUCUGUCCCAUGGUUGAGGUUUACCCAUUUUGACAAUUACAGGCCUGUAAUAUUUUCAAGUGGUUGACUAAAUACUUAUUUGCCCCACUGUAUCACCUGUGAUUAUUGACAUCAAAUUAACGGCCUGGCUAGAGAAAUGAUGACCACUGAAAUAUAAAUCGUUUACCCACACAGAGAUAUUUAUGACCCACACGUGCUUUCCCCUCUUGUGUACAAAAAAGGAAGGUCUGAUGAAAGUCGCAUUCCUCUUGUGUACAAAAAAGGAAGGUCUGAUGAAAGUCGCUGUAUAAUGCUCCACUACGGGAGAGUAAUAGGCCUAAGAUAAUCAUUCAAUUCAUUCACAAAAGAAGUCUAUAUUCGGACUUUAGGUGAAAUGAUUCAUAUUCUCCACACACACCGCCACAGAGUGUCCGGCCCCGCAGCCAAUGACAAGAGGUGUGAGGCCGGGAAGGAGCCGUGGCUCAAAGACGUCGGCAAGCGAGCCGUCUCCGCACAUUCCAUGUUCGUUCCAGCCCCAGGAAAGGAGACGCUCCCCUGAGAAGGAGAGGGAUCGGGGGUCAGUGUGGCAACAUGUGAGCUAAUAAUAGCAGCCCGGGGGUUGGUGAGGCAGAGUUGCAUAGAAGAAAAAUCAGAAAACAAACAUACACACACGCUGACACCCAGUCGGUGGGUAAUAAAGCCUCCCUUCUCAUCACAGCUGGACAGCUUGUCAGUGGGUGUGGUCAGGGCCGCAUCGCCGGGUAGACACGUGCCAUGGCAACACAGUUACCUAAUAGGCGCCAUUACCAUGGCAACAGAAGCGAGCUUGCUUUCUCAAGGGUAACACAUCCGCCAGCUCCCCCAAUCUUGCUGUCGUGUGUCUUUCAUGCUUUGUCUCUUCAAACGGGAGAGGAGCAUCGGCGGGGCGGAUUUGGAUGCGCGUACCCAAACAUAUGCCAGCGAGCAGACCAAGAUGUCAUACCAGCAAGCUUAUGUCCGUGUGACACUCUGCCAGCAAGGACUAUGAAAAUAAAUGCCUGGCAGGCAUAAGAUAAGGCAUUUACUUAUAAAGAAAAACGUUUAUGUUCAGAGUGAAAUUUCAGUUUCGAAGCACUUCCUUCAAUAGUAUUCAGAUUCCUAUUUGUGUGCUAUCUGUGCUUUAUUCAUGAACUCACUGACAGGAGCAUACCGCACAUCAGUGUUUCCAUGGCAACAAAGUGCUGCACUUUCUGCACAACAAAAAAGGAUUGAAAUCAAGACGCUCAAACCAAAAGCAAUAUCCUUGUCAAUGCAUCCAGUUUUUAAGGGCUUUAUGCUCGGCUGUGUGAAUGUCAAAUAACUAACACCAUGAAUGACCAUGAAUGUUUUUUUAAUGAACCCAAAAUUUUUUUGUUUGAUUUCAAAAAGACCACAGUUGGACCUUCUCUUACUUCUGACCAUGAAUCCCAUACAGUGGUUUGAAAAAGUAUCUGAACUUUUGGAAUUUCUCACAUUUCUGCAUAAAAUCAUUAUCAUAUGUGAUCUCUUCUUUGUCAAAAUCACAAAGAUUAAAAAAAAAAAACCUGUGUCUGCUUUAACUAAAACCACCCAAACAUUUAUAGGUUUUCAUGUUUUAAUGAGGAUAGGAUGCAAACAAUGACAAAAGGGGAAAUAAUAAGUAAGUGAACAAUCACAUUUAAGAUUUUUUUCCCCCUGGGAUUUCUGGCAUGAAUCACUGUCUAUAGGCCAUAUCACAGCAUCUCAAUGGGGUUCAAGUCUGGACUUUGACUCGGCCACUCCAGACCGUGUAUUUUGUUCUUCUGAAACCAUUCGGAAGUUGAUUUACUUCUGUGUUUUGGAUCAUUGUCUUGUUGCAGCAUCCAUCCUCUUUUUAGCUUCAACUGUCUGACAGACGGCCACAGGUUUUUCCUGCAAAACAUCCUGAUAAACUUUUGAAUUCAUUCUUCCAUUAAUGAUUUCAAGUUGUCGAAUCCCUGAGGUAGCUUAACAGCCCCAAAUCAUGAUGCUCCCUCCACCAUGCUUCACAGUGGGGAGGAGGUGUUGAUGUUGGUGAGCUGUUCCAUUUACCUUCCACACAUGACAUUCUGUGUUACCCCCAAACAAUUCAACUUUGGUUUCAUCAGUCCACAAAAUAUUUUGCCUAAACUUCUGUGAAGUGUCCAAGUGCCUUUUUGCGAACAUUAAACAAGCGACCUCUUUUUUUUUUUUUUUUUUUAGACAGCAGUGGCUCCCUCCGUGAAUUCGUCCCAUGAACACCAUUCUUGGCCAUAGUUUUACAUAUAGUUUAUGGGUGCACAGAGAUAUUGGACCGUGCCAGUGAUUUCUGUAAGUCUUUAGCCAACAUUCUAGGGUUCUUUUUUACCUCUCUGAGUAUUCUGCGCUGAACUCUUGGCGUCUUUGGUGGGCGGCCACUGAGAUGGUUUUGUAUCCUUUCCCAGCUUUAUACAAAUCAACAAUCCUUGAUCGCAGGUCUUCAGAUAGCUCUUUUGACCGAGCCAUGAUGCACAUCAGACAAUGCUUCUAAUCAAGACAAUUCUUAACAGUUGUGUGUUUUAUAGUGGGCAGGGCAGCUUUAAACCACUCCCCUGUGAUUGGGCACGCACCUGACUUAAAUUGUUUGGUAAAAAUUGGUUUCAAUUGCUCUUUAAGUCUCCUUAGGCAUAGGGUUCGCUUAUUUUUCCCUCUUCUGUAAUUGUUUGCAUGCUAUCCUCAUUAAAAUACGAAAACCUAUAAAUAUUUGGGUGGUUUUAGUUAAAGAAGACACUUUUUACAUCUGUGUGAUUUUGACAAAGAUUAGAUCACAUUUGAUGGUGUUUUUAUGCAGAAAUGUGAGUAAUUCCAAAAGGUUCAGAUACUUUCUCAUACCACUGUAAGUGAGGAGCACUUCCUCAGGUGUUAAUGGAGGCACAGCCCGCAACAAAUAUUAUAAGCGGCAUGCAGCUCUUGCUUAGUUUCCGCCUGACCUACUUGAGCACCAGAAAUAGCAGCACUCAGGUCUCAACUUCCAAUCCUGUUUUGCUAUUUCAUUGCUCCUGGUGCCGCCACGCUCAAGACGGAUAGACGAAACGAGAGCCCGGCAGAGAAGGGGAGUAGCGUGAGGUUAACUUCAGCGCUCCCUUUGCCUGUUCUGCACUCUCAGGAUCUAGAGCAGGGGCUGUCAGAGGGUGGCCAACACCAAGCAUUUACAUUAUUGUGAGGCUUUCCACCUCUUAUCUUAACUACUGGCUGCCAUUGACUGUGUUGGACAAACUAGAGCUGCUUUAAAAAUGAAGUGUUUUUUCAAUAUUUAUCUCAUAGUUAAUUUGACUUAUUACCACUUACAGCAACUGAAUUCAAGAAAACUGAAGAACAACCUGAUGGAUGUUCAUACCCCUUAAAUGUUAUUUAUAAGGGCAGGAAUUUAACGUGUUAAUUAUGAUAAAUUAAUUAAAAAAACAAACAAAACACAUCUUUAAUCAAACUUUGCAUUUCAAGCAACAUGGGACCUUGUUCACGGUUUGCACAGUCCUUGGUAUACCGAUUAUGCUGCCGGAUUUCGAAACAUGGGGGCAAAUUUCUUUAAAGAAAAAAAAAUCUAGUGACUCGAAUGUAUAUUACACUCCAGUUGAGGUCAACUGUAGCACUAAACACACAUAGUAAAUAUUCACUGAGCAUUAAUUAAGAAAAUAUGUUUCAUUUUUCAAAUGCCCCCAUUGACGUAUUGCUAUUAUGUAAUGGAAUACGCCUUUCAAGUGCUAGCGAAAAUCAGCAUUGAUGCACCUUAUUUAACUCUCUCAAGAAUAAAUGUUAACACAUACAAAUGCCAUAUUUAUUGCUAUG
This is a messenger RNA of Corythoichthys intestinalis (scribbled pipefish), 10613 nucleotides long. It is a transcript of the gene kcnc1b, whose product is annotated as potassium voltage-gated channel, Shaw-related subfamily, member 1b. Gene Ontology annotation, cellular component: voltage-gated potassium channel complex; postsynaptic membrane; neuronal cell body membrane. Lineage: Eukaryota; Metazoa; Chordata; Actinopteri; Syngnathiformes; Syngnathidae. Gene Ontology annotation, molecular function: protein binding; delayed rectifier potassium channel activity. The transcript has 4 exons. Bases 736 to 2499 code for a protein of 587 amino acids. The record is from RefSeq and is a predicted model, not a curated record. Gene Ontology annotation, biological process: protein homooligomerization; potassium ion transmembrane transport.